Exophiala dermatitidis NIH/UT8656 is the source of this 4365-nucleotide messenger RNA. RefSeq names its product F-box and leucine-rich repeat protein GRR1. The coding region runs from base 843 to 3740 and encodes 965 amino acids. Lineage: Eukaryota; Fungi; Ascomycota; Eurotiomycetes; Chaetothyriales; Herpotrichiellaceae. The record is from RefSeq and is a predicted model, not a curated record. The transcript is spliced from 2 exons. Gene Ontology annotation, molecular function: protein binding.
CCCAGGCAGACUUCGAGGUUAGCCGCGAGCGACUGUCCACCAUCACGAUCUCACUCGUUAUUCAAGUUUCUGAUUAUCAUUGUCCUCGCCCGUCACUACCAUUCCAGGUUACUAUCAUCACCAAUCCUCCAUCCCUAACCUCCUACAGUACAACCUCAAAAGUACCUUUAGUACGAGUGACCUAGUACCUACUUUGCUCUUGACAUUCGAGUCACACACAUAGUACACACACCCACGCCCCGUCGCCUGCACCUUCUAACGCAAUCAAUGAACCUUUUCUGACCUGCAGUUAAUAAAGUCUUCACUUCUACCUAAUCUGAAACUUCACUGCAGGGUGCCGUUGGACUCGCUCGCCUGUUUGUGCCUGCGCCUCCUGGAGAGUGCCAGUGGUGGACUAUUCCUCGAAAGGAUCACAUUAUUCGGCCGCUGUCUUCCCCUGCCGCGCAGUCUCCAUCUGUCACCGCCGUCCGCCUCCUGGCCUACUUCUCAUCUCUUCCUUACUCCUCCAGUCCGCCGAUUGACCCCUCAAGCACGCCUGUAGAUGCAGAAGAUUGCCGAAUAGUGCUGUCGCCAAAGGACGUACGGUGCAAGACUGUUUGCAGCCACCUGUGCCACAGGCGGCAUCCUUGUCUCCUCACCACCGCAACCGGAUCUGCCAUACACAAACAGACGGGUUCGACAAACUCUCCAUCCACGAGGCGAUGAAUGGCACUCUUUGCCUGUCUGCGUUUCUAGCUUGUCACUAAAGAGACUUCGUCUAUGCAACAAUAGCGGAACACACAAUCCUCCGACGCGAAUACACGAUCGGAACCACAUCACGCCGAAGGCGUGGUCUCGCAACUAUGGCCGAAGAUCCUCGGUCUCGACUUCCAGCGCUUCACACGAGAGACAUCAGCACUGCAACAGUGGAGUCAGAUAGCUCAGAGAGCAGCCCAGGGCCAUGCGAUGAUGAAGACACCGACUACUUCAUGGCGCAUGCCAAUGAUUCACAGUCAUCUCUUGGGGCAGUGACAGCCAUCCGCGACUGCGAUGACGAAGUCGACAUCGAACAAGUCCACCGCCUGUCUCCCAUAUCCAAACUCCCUCCAGAAAUUCUGAUUGCCAUUCUUUCAAAAUUAAGCACAACGGCAGACCUUCGCAAUUGCAUGUUGGUGUCAUAUCAUUGGGCAUUGUAUACGGUGGGGAUUCUCUGGCAUAGACCACUGUGCAACAAAUGGACAAACCUGCUCAGCGUCGUGGCUACCUUGAGCAAAGGAGAGAAGAGCUAUUUCCCAUACCAUGAGAUGGUCAAAAGACUAAAUCUAUCAGCGAUUGCCGACACGAUCAACGAUGGUACGGUACAACCGUUCAUGACGUGCAAAAGCAUCGAGCGACUUACCCUGACCAACUGCGUGAAAUUGACUGAUUUCGGCGUGGCCGGGCUUGUUGAAGGAAGCCGAAAGUUACAGGCUCUAGAUGUGACGGAUGUGGAUGCUCUGACGGAUCGAACGUUACAUGUGGUGGCCGAGAACUGCGCCAAACUGCAAGGCCUUAACAUCACAAACUGUUCAAACAUCACGGACGAAUCGCUGAUUGAUAUCGCUGAGCAUUGCCGGCAACUCAAGCGGCUCAAACUCAAUGGUGUGGUACGGGCAACAGACCUUUCUAUCACCGCCGUGGCACGAAACUGCCGCUCCAUCCUGGAGAUCGAUUUGGCAGGUUGCCAUUCUAUCACAUCGGAAUCCGUCACUGCGCUCUUGACGAAUUUGUCCCACCUUCGUGAGCUACGCCUGGCUCAUUGCAUUGAUCUCAAUGACUCGGCAUUCACGAAUCUACCCGCUCGGCUUACCUUUGAUGCUCUUAGGAUUUUGGAUCUCACAGCCUGCGAGCAGAUUCGAGAUGAGGCCAUUGCCAGGAUCAUUCCAGCCGCUCCCCGACUACGGAACCUCGUUCUGGCCAAGUGCAGGCAUAUCACGGAUCGAGCGGUAACUUCCAUCUGCAGACUGGGCAAAAACUUGCACUACAUCCACCUUGGACACUGUGUCAAUCUGACUGACAACGCAGUUAUCCAGCUGGUCAAGUCUUGCAAUCGCAUCAGAUACAUUGACCUUGCAUGCUGUUCACGUUUGACCGACGCCAGCGUUCGCCAUUUGGCGCAACUGCCCAAGCUUCGACGGAUCGGCCUGGUGAAGUGUCAAAAUCUGACCGAUUCCAGCAUUAUGGCUUUGGCUCAUGGGCCACUCUUGUUCAGUCCUACGGGCAAAGCUGGCCUCCCCUCCCAGUUCGUGUCGCUGGAACGUGUCCAUCUCAGUUAUUGUGUCAACCUGACCCUCAAGGGCAUUACCGCGCUUCUACAUAACUGUCCUAGACUAACCCAUCUUUCUUUGACUGGAGUCCAAGCAUUUCUCCGGGAGGAUCUGACCCGAUUCUGUCGCGAUGCACCGGCCGAAUUCACCCAUCCCCAGCGAGAUGUCUUCUGUGUCUUCUCUGGGGAGGGGGUCUCGCGCCUGCGAGAAUAUUUAAUGCGUCUGGCCAUGGAGGAAGCACAGCGUGAAGGCCGAGAGGCUAUUGACGACAGCUUGCUGGACGGGGUCGAUAGUCCCGGCGCUGAUACUAUGUCAGACGACGGCACAUUGGAUGGGAAUGACCAGGUGACGGAUCCCGUGCUCGGUCAACAUCGUCACGGAGUAUCGUUUGCGAGUACUCCUCGUUCCAGACCUCGGCCCCGCAGCCUCCAUGAGCUCCCGAGCUACCAUGUCGAGAUGCCGCUGUUACCAUUUGACCAAGUUCAACACGUUGGGCCAUGGACACCGGGUGUGCCUUUGACCCCAGAAGCCCGAGCGGCGAUGUCCACUCCACACCUGAACUUGACGAACUCUGCCGGCUUCCCUCAGCAUGAGGGUUAUGAGCAUCGGUCACGAAGUCCGGCUUUUGCUGCCACGGCAGAGUACGGCGAACGCGCUAGAAGCUCGUCCCGAACUCCAUCGCGACGGCACACUCUUGAAUCAACGUCAUCGAGCAUCUUUGGCCCUCCGCCAGUGCCAACGCAUGGGUAUGGGGAAAGCAGCUCAAGACCUAUUGAAUUUGCUCAUUAUGACCCCCGAGCCAAUUACUUUGGGGUAGAUGAGAUGAGGCGGUAUGUGGGAUGGGGAGCUCCUCAUCCUUUCACAUCGGAGUCUCUCCGGAGACCGCUACCCGGAAUGUCUCUUCGGACCCCUUCUGAGAUACGACAAUCAUUCCUGAGACCUGAGCCCGGAUUCAGUACAUUUGAUGCCAACCAUGAGGCGAUCAUGGCCACCAUCCCCGGAAGUCGGUCAGGAAGCCGACAUGCCUCCAGAUCGAAUAGCCCUCAUGUAUCCAGGGUCAGCAGUGGGACGAGAUUGGGAAGCCUUCUAGCCCCUCCCACUCGGACCUAUUCAUCCACUUCACUCAGUCAAACCUCCUUCAGCCAAGGAGAGAGUGCAGGACGGGUCAGCCGCAGUGAGCGAAGCCGAGAAAGACUACUGAUGGAGGAGGAAGCACACCGAGAAGCCAUGCGGCAAGUGCUAGCGGAAUCCGACGCUACCGCACAUUCACCGCCUGGCCUUUCGCAUUUUCAAUCAGAUCGGCAAAUCGAGUUGCCGUUGCUGCCGCCCGAGCUGAUGGAGCGCGUGGUCCGGAGUUCGGUGACUCGGUCGGAAGGCAUGCCCAGUGCACGUUUUGAGACUGUGGCUCAGACGCCAGCUCACGAUCCUGACCAGGAUGUUACCAUGACACAGUGAAGGACAAGGUUCCAUUACGAAACAACAGCUCUAGAUGACAUGAUGAUGACACUGGCAUAUUUCGGCACGACGAGGAAUAUGCGACAUGGGUCGGAGGAAGAGGGGCUUACUGUUUACGACUCCUGAGCGCUACGAUACCAAAGCAUUUACAGCGCUUACCGGCAGAAUUUCAACCAAGCAAGCGAGGAGUUUUUGGGACGGUUUUCUCGGUUUGGGAUGUGGUUUUCAACCGUUGGGCAUCUGGAAGCAGAGGCCGGGGUUUUAGGGAUUGUCUGGGUUAUUUGCCUGUAUUGUGAGAGUCCAAUCAAGCAAGCACAGCAAACUGACAAGCUGUGUACCGGAGCACCCUUCGUCCCCACGCGGUGGCGGUGCCAGGAGUGCGAGGCUGCCAGGACGGGCAGGGGCAUGACACGCAUUGACCUGGCGUGAAUGUGCACGGCGCUUAGUACAUAGCGUGGCAUUGAAGUACCUACCCUUAGCUAUUCAUCCUCAUCAGUUUCAGUCAGCAUCGGAUAUGUACCUAGGUCCAACCAAAGUAUUUUGCCCUGGGUACCAUUGAUGCGUGUCUAGUAAGUCGUAGUCACAUAUGGACCCGCACGAAGUGGUUGUCACUAGUGAAUGGCUG